GUGCAUUUGCGGGCGAUGCUGACAUAAUACUGCGUCUUUUGAAGCAGCAAUUGAUUCGAAACAUCAAAAUAUCACCGUCUGCUGUCCGCUUCUUCGCGGUGGUAUCGAUCACUGUUACUUCACUAUGCACAGCCAAUGCAUAGGGUUUUCACUCGCAAUGGACUGAAACAGAGCGUUUGUGGCUGGACGACCCAGAGUCCGUCGACGCCGCGAUUUUAUCGAACGCGACCCUCAACUGAACGGGGACUUGACCGCGGAGACCACCCAAACGACAAUGGCAUUGGCGACCAUGCAGCUUCACAAGCCGCCGAUGCGGUCAAUCAUACAAAUUCCCGAUCCGUCGAAACCUCCCUAGCCUCUAGCGACAAGGAACAUGGAGAGUCUUGCGCGAAUGAAACGUCGGUAGAUCCUGUGCAAACUUCCUUUCAAACCUCUACCAAUGCCCCCCAAACCGUAAGCCUUGAAGCGUCGCUCCAGGAGACCACAGAAAAGCCGCAUGCAAGAAAACCAGCAAAGUAUAAGCGACAUAUACCACGACCGAAACGGUUCCCUCCACUACUCGAAGAGAUCAAGAAGCAUGGAUUGCAAGAGAACGCAAGUCGUCCUACAAACUCUCUCGAUCGAUCAGUGGUAUCGACGCCCACACUCCAAGAAGAACUGCGAUGGCUAGCGCAAAUGAGUCCACACCCAAAAGCUAUCAGAAACACGCUCGAAAUUCUGAUCCGUGACCGCAACGAGAAGCCGGACUCUGAAUACUACAGAGUUCUGAUUCUGGGGAACUGUUUCCCGGAGUUGGGCUCCGUCGAGAAUGUCAAGACAAUCUUGCACGAAAUGGAGAGGAAAGGUAUACCUAUCGACACGGGCGUGUGCCAUGCACUACUGGAGGUCUUGACCGUGCAUCCAGAUACGUACCUCCGCACAGCCAUUCUACAAAGGCUUGCGCAACAAUGGGUUUCGAGAGAUAUCCCGGAGUUUCAAGAGGUCAAUAUCGUUUCGAUGGUCCGCGAAGGUCAACUGGAACUGGCCACAGUCGAGCUAGAGAACAUGCAGCAGAAGGGUGUCCUUGUUUCCAACUGGGUGUGGAUCAUCUACAUCCACGCCGUUUGCGAUAGCCACGACUUCAACACCCUCCUUCAGAUACUGUACAAGCUGUACGAUUCCGACGUCCCCUUUCCGAGACCGACCUUACUCCACGUCUUGAUUCAAGCGAGUCAACACGGCGAUACGGCACUCGCCAAGUGGAUAUGGUUCACUUAUGUCGAAAACAUGCACAUUAUCCCCGACGAAGCAAUCUGUAUGGAUGUCCUACGUUUCGCCGUGACACAAUCGGACAUUGAUCUAGCAGAGUCGGUCGCCAUCGUUCUCGAAAGUGUCGCCGGUAACACGAUAACCACCCCGCCCAGCUUGGACGAUGGACCGCCAUUGACAAGACACGAAAUCUAUGGUCUAACCUUCGAUUCACCCAUUCUCCCAGGUCAUCCUAGUCCUGCAGAUCCGAAAGACGAUCCCGACAUGUCGUCUUCAGAUGCUAGAGCCAUCGCCUUCUCUACUCCGCCGUCUCUACCGGGUCCCACAUCUCCGCCGCCCCCACGUAAGCUUCCAACGGAAGCUGUCGAGUUGCUUCGAAAAGUGCGAGCUGACCCUCGAAUAUCGCCGGAUCGCAGACGAAAGAACCCAGCUGUAAUGUAUAAGCUGUUUCGCGAGGAAGGUGGGUUACGAGGCGCGAGGUUCGACCCUUUGCUGGCGCUGAAGCAGGGUUGGGACUGGCGGAAGAAAUGAGUCGCUGGAGUCGCUCAUCGAGACGAAGAUCAAGUCUUGAUAGUUCUUCGUCAA
Molecule: messenger RNA, 1833 nt
Organism: Exophiala viscosa
Lineage: Eukaryota; Fungi; Ascomycota; Eurotiomycetes; Chaetothyriales; Herpotrichiellaceae
Exons: 1
Coding region: 136-1779 (547 amino acids)
Source: RefSeq, a predicted model, not a curated record